UAUUUCAAACAUAUUUAUAGAUAUUAUAUUCAUUUCUCUAAAUAUUUGUAGGAAUCCCAAAUACCCAGCAUGGCAAAACUUUUUCUCUUAAUUGCUGUAGCCUCAGUGGUUGUUUGUGCUGCUUUGGCUAGAGGUCAAAGCGAAUGUGAGAAGCGCCGAGAGGAAGCUCUGAAGCAUGAGACCAUCAUGAAGCUCAUCCCUAAGUGCAAAGAUAAUGGUGACUACGAGGAACUGCAAUGCUACAAAGACAGCAAGUUCUGCGUCUGCUACGACAAAAAAGGACAUCCUGCUAGUCCAAUUUUGUCCAAGCUCACGGAGUGUGGAUGCUUCUUGGAAAGGAAGCGCAAGAUUGACAGCAACCACGACAACGCUUUCAUUCCUCAGUGUGAAAAUAACGGUAGCUGGACACCAAAACAAUGCUGGGACUUCAACAACAGUUGCUGGUGUGUUGACAAGAACGGCAAACAAGUCGGAGACAUCAAGCACGAAGGAAAGGGUCUUGACUGCUAAGAAAAUCAAUUUUGUCCAAUUAUCUGAUUAAUAAAAUCUUAACAAACUGUU
This is a messenger RNA of Parasteatoda tepidariorum (common house spider), 561 nucleotides long. Its product is annotated as U24-ctenitoxin-Pn1a. The record is from RefSeq and is a predicted model, not a curated record. Lineage: Eukaryota; Metazoa; Arthropoda; Arachnida; Araneae; Theridiidae.